This is a messenger RNA of Quercus robur (English oak), 1196 nucleotides long. RefSeq lists its product as uncharacterized. NCBI's taxonomy places the organism in Eukaryota, Viridiplantae, Streptophyta, Magnoliopsida, Fagales, Fagaceae. The coding region runs from base 411 to 905 and encodes 164 amino acids. The record is from RefSeq and is a predicted model, not a curated record. The transcript is spliced from 2 exons.
ACAAUUUCCUAAAUUGUUAUUACUCAGAUUUGACACUUUAUACAUUCUAGAAUAGUAUCUGCUCACAUUACAUGAUUAGAUGCAAAAUUCGAUGUUACUUGACCUUCCUCCCAUAAAAUAUGAGCACAUAGGGUGAUCAUCACCUUAUGUUACCAUAGUGAGGGAACCAUUUUCAAUGUCUAGUAAUCAUGGCACCCAUUGGACCAGUCAUACUGUGAGUCAUAUAGGAGUGAGCUUCUGAAGCAAGCCUCCCCCCCCCCCCCCCCCCCUCCUCUAGAAAUUUUAAGACUGAUACUUUCUUUGUGUUUCCUCAAAUCUGAUGUAAAGGAAUUAGUUUUAUAGUCAUACUUGAAAAUUUAACUGUAAUCUUGCUUGUCCAUUUAUAACUUUCUAUUAUACUGAAGUCUGCUAUGACAUGCUUUUGGCAUAUGCAUGAGUUCCUCCAUUGGAAAUUAGAUGCAUAUGCUGUUUCUGGUGGCUGUAAAAUUGAAAUCCCCCACUUCCCUUUGCUCAUCCUGUCUGUUGGGGAGGAAGGGAGCAUUUCAUUUUACAUUGGAACUGCAGAAUUUAUAGUAGGCCAGAGGCAGUGGUGGCUGUAUGUAUUUUCAUUUCCCUUUCCUGUUCAUUUUUUUGGUGCUUUAAUGCUCUGUCUCUGGGUUGCUUCCCGUUGCCCAAUUCCUAAGCAUUCAAGGAGGAGAUCUUCUGAGUCUAGCUCCUCAAGUUCGUCUUCAGAUUCUUCUAGUAGUGAUGAAGAGGAUAGAGAAUCAAGAAGAUCUAAAUCCAGGUCUAAGAGAACUAAGAAGGAAAAGAAGCACAGGUCAAGAUCCAAGCACUGUAGCAGUGACGAUGACGAGGCUGAUGGCCCCGUGCCACUUUCAAGAUUCUUUGAGAGUGUAAAGAGCUAACAUGUUGAGGAUAUUAUUCUGUACCUAUAAAAAUUCUCUUGCUACUAUAGGAGAUGAAUUCGUUCUUUCUUAAUUAGCUCUUAGCAAAUAUGGAUUGCAUUGUUUCUUCCCUUUCUCAACUGUGAGCUCUUUGAGAUAAUAUUUGGUUUGCCAUUUCUUUUUCUAAAGUUCAAUUUUAUGUUCUAGUCUGGUAGAAUGUAUCCUAUCGUGUGUAAUGAACUGUAUUAUACGAGUUCAUGUAAGAAUUUUAUAGAACUUUGAGCAGGAAAAUUGAAGUCAUUACUCAUGCAA